Messenger RNA from Nelumbo nucifera (sacred lotus), 3429 nucleotides. The record is from RefSeq and is a predicted model, not a curated record. Lineage: Eukaryota; Viridiplantae; Streptophyta; Magnoliopsida; Proteales; Nelumbonaceae.
GGUUGGGCCGGGCUCGGGCUCGGGCCUAACAUUUUUCUGUUAAUAAAGAGUAAAAGCCCGGCCCGAGCCCGACCCGGCUCGGCCCAUGAACUGGUCUAGUGGCAGCUGCUCUUUUCUCCUUUUGUGCAGGUUUGGAGCGCCCAAGUAGCAGCUGCUCAUCUUUGCAUCUUUAUGGUUCGUCACAAAAAAACUUACAAAUGGGUAUACAAGAGAAGAAGGAAGAGAGGCAAUUUGUCUCCUGGAGCUGAGUCUAAAGGAACAACAAUGGAGGAGCAACCACUAGAUGCUCUUUCGGGGAAGGAUGUUCAAGCCAUCAAGGAAGGGCGGUGAGGGCUCUGUUUUUGGUACAAGCACCAAGGUGCAAAGUGAUGAGUUUAAGGAUGGUGACUCUUCAAAAGUUGGUAGUUGGAGAGGCCACCAUUGGAAAAAGUUUGGGCCUCUAUUUUUGGGGUGGUGAAGAGUUCGCUAUGAGGGCCUUUGAGGAAUUUGAAAGGAAAAAAAAGGGGAAGAGAAGUUAAAGAGAAAAUCUCUGUUGAAAGGAGGCAAAGCUUGGGACGAGGAAGUUUCAGAUUAGGAGGAUGAGAUCGUGGAUGAAGAUUGAGCAUCUCUACAAGGUGCUUCAUGGUUUUUAGCUUGAGUCCAGUUUAGUAUGAGUUGUUGGCAUGUAAAUUGUGCGUUUGUUCUUUAGUCUCAGUUUGGAAAGAGUACAAAUACAAAUAUGUACACUACAAAUAUAUACAAAAUAGUACAAAAUAUAAGGUUUUGCACUCUACAUAAUUGUAUUUGUACUCCUUCCAAACUGAGCUUUAGGUGUUGUUUAAGGGGUCUUGUAGUUUGUUUGUUGGGUCAUUUAGUUGUUCUCUCCUUUCGGAUGAAAUCAUAUCAUCUUCCUGCUGUAAUUCUUUUUCCUUUUAAUAAAAUUUUCCUUUUAUUCUUCAGAAAAAAAGUUGUUUUCUGCUUGCUUUAUGUGUUAUGUCGAAUAAAGUAGUUACCAUGCUAGUCUAUUUUUGUUUACCAUGGCAAGUCUAGUGUUAGUCUAUGUAAUCUUUGGUUCUGUUUUCACCAUCAGUACCAUAAGAACUCAAUGGGAUUGUGAUGAUUGGUAAUGAAUACUGAAAAAAUGUUAUUGGUAAAUCUGUAUUACAUUUUUUUGAUGAAUAGUAAUCCUGUAUUACAUUAAAAUAAGGAGAUAAUUUAUAGAAGGAACUUUGGUAUUGUGUUAUUUUUUAGUGUUUUUUUGGGUGAGAGAAUUUAAAGACCCAAGGAAUAAUCCCAGGUCUUCUAAAUUUUGUAUUCAUAGUGUUGAUACUCUGAAUGGAUACGAUAUGAUUCUGAUAUGCAAGCGUUAUUUUCCUUUUGCACAGGAUCUGCAUUUGCAAGGGUAGGCUGAAUUUUCCAGGAAAAUUAGUUCUCUAUAUUGGCAUCCUUACAAAGGAUACAUGAAAGACCAUUGUAACAAAGAAGUCUUUUAAGACUCAGACCGGACAUAAAAUUGGAAUGCUUACCAGGUCAUGGGUCAAACGGCAAGACUACUACUACAGCAUCGGGCCGCUGUUAGUCUCUCCUCUGUUGCAGGACUAAUUUCAGAAGGAAUUGCACAUCAGUUGUUUGGUUCAUCAUCCAAGAGAAAUCCUGGGCACUUAACCAACUUUAUAGUUAGCAACAACUAUGGUAAGCUUGGCCAUCACCUGGAAGCACACAAUUCUAUCAUUGCUGAACUUGCUAAUAGUGGUCAAUACCGAGAAGCUUUGAGAUCAUUUGGUUGCAUGAAUGGACUUGGGCAAAAACCUACAAAGUUCACUUUAUGCAUUGUUCUCAAUUCUUGUGCCAAGUUAUUGGAUUGGCAUCUAGGUUUGCAAGUUCAUGCUCAACUGAUUCGACUGGGGCAUGAAGAAAAUCAUUAUCUAAAUAGUGCACUUGUUGAUUUAUAUGCCAAGUGUGAGGCAAUGCUUGAUGCAAAGAAGGUUUUCGACAGUGUCAAAGAGAAGGAUGAAGUACUGUGGACCUCGGUAAUAUCGGGAUAUUCACAAAAUGGUAAUGGAAAAGAAGCUUGUAUGUUAUUUAAUGAGAUGUUGGUAACCAAUAUUAGACCGAACUGCUUCACUUUUGCCAGUGUAAUAAGUGCAUGUACAGGGCUACCAACAGCAUCUGAGCUAGUUAAAAUUCUUCAUGCAUAUGUUAUCAAACUCGGGAUUGGGCAUAACAGUUUUGUGGCCAGUUCACUUAUUGAUUGCUACUCAAAGUGUGGGAAGAUUGGCCAAGCUGUAUCCCUAUUUAAUUCAACUAAGGAGAGAGACAGCAUUCUAUUUAGCUCCAUGAUUGCUGGAUAUUCUCAGAACUUAUUAGGUGAAGAAGCCUUGAAACUUUUUGUGAAAAUGCGUGGUAGUGGAUUGGACGUUACCUACCACACCUUUUCUAGCAUUUUGAAUGCUUGCGGGAGUCUCACAAUAAUUCAACAAGGAAGACAGAUCCAUGCUCUGAUAACUAAGAUGGGUUCAGAAGGAAAUGUGUUUAUUGCUAGCUCGUUGAUAGAUAUGUAUUCCAAGUGUGGGAGCAUUGAUGAAGCUCGUUGUAUCUUUGAUCAAACCGUUAAGAGGAAUAACAUCUUGUGGACUUCAAUGAUCACAGGGUAUGCUCAAAGUGGAAGAGGGGCAGAAGGAUUAGAACUAUUUGAGCUCUUGGUGAAUGGAGAAGGUGCAAGACCUGACCUUAUUUGCUUUACUGCUGUACUGACUGCUUGCAAUCAUGCAGGGCUUCUUGAUAGAGCAAUAUACUACUUCAACAAAAUGAAAGAUUAUGGUCUGUCUCCUGAACUAGACCAAUAUGCCUGCUUGAUUGACCUUUAUGGGAGAAAUGGACAUCUAAGAAAGGUGAAAAAGCUGAUGGAAGACAUGCCUUUUGAACCAAAUGCUGUAAUGUGGAGUUCCUUCUUGGGUUCCUGUAGAGUUUUUGGUGAAGUAGAACUUGGGAAGGAGGCUGCAAAUCAGCUGUUCAUGAUGGACCCAUAUACUGCAGCACCGUAUGUAACACUUUCAAAUAUUUAUGCAGAAGCUGGAAUGUCGGGUGAAGUGGCUGAGAUUAGAAAAAUGAUGAAAGAAAGGGGAGUAAGAAAGAAUCCUGGAUGGAGUUGGGUUGAGGUAGAUGGAAGAGUACAUGUGUUCUCAGUGGGUGAUACAUCUCACCCUCGUUCACAAGAAAUCUAUGUGGAAUUAGAUAAGCUGACUUUGGAAAUGAGGGAAGCUGGGUAUAUGCCCAUACUCAGAUAUCUGCGGAUGCUAGAUGGACAAAGCAUUUGAUGUUUGUCUGACUCUGGGUAUAAAACAUACUUGAGAGUUUUUCUUUCUUCUAAGUUUCUAAAAUCAGUUUGUUCAAAACCUGGACCCAGAUUACUCAAUUUUCAAUAACACAUGUCAAAGUUUAAAGGGUAAA